Effrenium voratum is the source of this 165-nucleotide messenger RNA. The record is from the annotation of a GenBank genome assembly. Lineage: Eukaryota; Dinophyceae; Suessiales; Symbiodiniaceae.
AUGGUGGAGAAGGAUGGCUUCAAAGAGGGGCAGACGAACGAGAUUCAGCUUCCCACCAUCACCGGCAAACUCCUUGAGAAGGUGAUUGAGUACCUGUACUUCAAGUACAAGUACACUGAUGCCAAGGCGAGUGACACUUCCAGAUCGUUGCCAAAGAAAGCGUGA